AUGAGUAACUUUAGUUUAGUAUCAGUUUUGCAACCAUGGCGUGAACGUCUCAUGGCUUCUAGGAUAUUUAUGCGCUACGAUUAUGCUUGGAAAGAAGGAGAAUUUCAACAGGCAGAACAUCGGAUUACAGGUAUUGGCUGUCGUCUUCUGUACCUUUACGCGUCUUGGAUUGCAACGUAUAAUUACAAUAGAGCCACGAAUAAUGCUAUUUCCUUAAGAAUCAAGACGUUUAUUGAGUCAAAUGGCUUUUUGGAGUUUGAAAAAAGACUGGGCAAAGCUUGUGAGCUUAUGGGAUACGAGAUGAUGGAUGAUCCAUUGGAUGCAGACUUGAUAUUUGUAUACGUCGCUCCUCCUGGAGAACAACGAAGAGGUAAUGAGAGUCAAUACAAGACUUUUCAAGCUGUAGUUGAACACUCGAAAAGUCGAGAACCAGAUGGAAAGCCCAUGUUUUGUUUCUUGAUGGGCAAUGCAGCUUUUCUUCCACUUUCUAAGACAAAGGAGGAAGAUAAUAUGAGAAGUCUGAGUGACUUUGCAAUUACCCAGGAAUUUGCUCCUAUUGCUCGUGAGGCAAAUUAUGGAUCAAUAGCACAAUUUGCCGUCGAGUUUGUGCCCAAGAGUACGGACAAUCUGAGUAAAGAGUAUAAAGAAGAAAAAGCGAGAACAUUGGAUUCAUUGAUGGGCAAGUUUGGAUGUGUAGGCCAAAAUCUCAUGCAUUACACUGAGAAGUGGGAGUUUUAUGCUUGUUGUGACAGUGUUUUCUGCCACGAAGAAGACGAUCCGAAGGGAGUGACACAUCCAAGUGAGGACGAUACAAUGUUUUGGUUUAAAGAGACGAAGGGUAAGACGUGUGACGAAUGCCAUACGCCAAGUAAUAAGCUGUCAAGAUGUGCGAAAUGUCGUGAUGCUGAGUAUUGCUCACGGGAUUGUCAGAAAGCAGCAUGGCGUUUGCACAAACGAUUGUGCUGCAAAACACCUGAGCAGAUCAGUGCAAAGUAA
Peronospora belbahrii is the source of this 996-nucleotide messenger RNA. The record is from the annotation of a GenBank genome assembly. NCBI's taxonomy places the organism in Eukaryota, Oomycota, Peronosporomycetes, Peronosporales, Peronosporaceae.